AUUAUUAAAGAAAAGAAAUAUUUAUAUAUAAAAAUCAAAAUCUCACAGAAAAUCUUUGCACUAAGUAAGCCGCUUGCUUCUUCUAUACCUCACAGCUCACUGUCGAAACUCUCGGAGAGAGAGAGUUUUCUGCUGAUUUUGCUCGACUUACUGACAAAAAAGAUCCAUAUCCAUCUGGGUAGGCUUCAAGAAAAUGUUGGGUCGUCCUCAGUUUUCUAGGACCGGAAGCUUCCGGCCUGAGAAUUUGGGUCCAAAUGCCAUGGCCAUGAUUGGAAACCUUUGCUUCACGUUGUUUGUUCUCGGAGUCUUAAUCUUCACUAUUAUAGCCGCGACUUAUGAACCGGAAGAUCCUUUGUUUCACCCUACAACCAAGAUCACCACUUUUCUUACUUCAACUUCCAAUGCCACUUUCAAAUCUGAUAACACUGUGACAAGGACCGGUGAGGAUUUCAUGGCUUCCAAUCAGACUGCGUUCUCUACUUUUAUCAACAUAACAGAUGUGGACAAAGUGAGUAGUGGUGACAACAACCAAGAGAGUGGCACUGCUGAGGGGAACUCAACUGAUUGUGAGGCUAAUGUGGAUAUCCCAAUUGAUUGUAGGGACCCAGAUGUGUUCCAUUUGAUGAUGAGGGCAGCCAUAGAACGGUUUCCGGAUAUUCAUUUCUAUCGGUUCGGGAAAUCAGUUCCUGCACCUGAAGCAUGGAGCUGUGAUAUGGCUUGGCGGUUUAGGCCUAAGGAAGGAAAGACUGCCAAUUUUUACAAGGAUUAUAGGAGAUUUGUGAUUUCAAGGUCUCCAAAUUGUACUCUUAGUGUGGUUCAGAUUGGAGACUACCAUAGUGGUGUCAAUGCAAGGAAAAAGAAGAGAAAUCAGACUCCUGGGUUUGAGAAGAGACCUCUGAAACAAGAAGAGGUUAAGUCUUUGCCUGUUGUUGGGGAAGCUGUAAAUGAUUCCCUUCCUGUUGUUGAGUCCGAAGGAUCUUUCAGCCACGGCAAGUACUUGAUGUAUGUGGGUGGUGGAGACAGAUGCAAGAACAUGAAUCAUUACCUGUGGAGUUUCCUUUGUGCUCUCGGUGAAGCUCAGUACCUUAACCGAACUUUGGUUAUGGAUUUGAGUAUUUGCCUGUCUUCAAUUUACACUUCUUCCAAUCAGGAUGAGGAAGGGAAAGAUUUCAGGUUUUAUUUUGAUUUUGAGCAUUUGAAGGAGUCAGCCUCUGUGUUAGAUAAGGGCCAGUUCUGGACUGAUUGGAAUAAAUGGCAGAAGAAAGAUGGGCUGAAUCUUCAUCUUGUGGAGGACUUCAGGGUCACGCCAAUGAAACUUUCGAGUGUCAAUGAUGCUUUGAUUAUGAGAAAGUUUGGGACUGUGGAGCCUGAUAAUUACUGGUACAGGGUAUGUGAAGGAGAAACAGAAUCUGCUGUCCGGCGACCUUGGCAUUUGAUAUGGAAAUCAAGAAGGUUGAUGGAUAUAGUGUCUGGAGUUGCAUCAAGAUUGAACUGGGACUACGACUCCGUUCACAUUGUGAGAGGAGAAAAGGCUAGGAACAAGGAGCUUUGGCCUAACCUUGAUCAAGAUACUUCACCAAAUUCACUUCUGUCAACUUUGCAAGACAAAAUUGAGGAUGGAAGGAACCUUUACAUUGCAACAGAUGAACCUGAUCAAUCUUUCUUUGACCCUUUGAAAGACAAGUAUACGACUCAUUUUCUUGAAGAGUACAAGGAUCUUUGGGGUGAGAACAGUGAGUGGUACUCUGAGAUGACUAAGCUGAACAACGGGGCUCCAGUCGAAUUUGAUGGAUACAUGAGGGUGUCUGUUGAUACUGAAGUUUUCUUGAGAGGGAAAAAGCAGAUUGAAACAUUCAAUGACCUCACCAAGGAUUGCAAGGAUGGCAUCAACACAUGCAGCACUCAAUCAAGCUAAUCUCAAACACAAGACCGUGGAAACUUUUUCCUGUUUCCUAUGUUUUUUAGAAUAUCCACGUGCAUUUCAUAAAUUGUUUUGUUAGCCUUAGUUUGAAGUUUCUAGUAUAAAAGUAGUUUCUGUACGAGUUUUGUACUUUAGAAAAGAUACUGCCAAUACCAAGGUCAAUUGGGAUUCGUUUAUGAGUUUGAUUUGUACUUGAGUUUGUGUUGGAAAUAUUGUGAAUAUUUUAACAAAA
Cannabis sativa is the source of this 2153-nucleotide messenger RNA. RefSeq lists its product as uncharacterized. The record is from RefSeq and is a predicted model, not a curated record. Lineage: Eukaryota; Viridiplantae; Streptophyta; Magnoliopsida; Rosales; Cannabaceae. Bases 194 to 1915 code for a protein of 573 amino acids. Gene Ontology annotation, cellular component: Golgi apparatus. The transcript is spliced from 2 exons.